CUAGGUUCUAAGAGGAAAAGAAACCAGCACAGAGCAGAGGAAAGCAGGACAGUCAAACUCUGAAUCAGAAAUAUUUCACUGGAAAACAAAGUCAACAUGAAGCUGUUUUGCCUGUUGCUGCUGUUAGCUAGAUCCAUUGCUUCUGUCCCUCUGGAAACCUCAGGUAAAGCAGAGUACACCACCCUUUCCUUCCACGGCUUCACCACAGAACCAAGCCCAACCGAAGGGAAGUCUCGCUUCGCCAUGUUGGAUGAUGUCCGUCUACUUGCGAACGGCCUUCUUCAGCUGGGCCAGAGUCUACGGGAGUUUGUCCACAAGACCAAAGCCCAAAUCAACGACAUCUUCCAGAAGUUGAACAUUUUCGACCGCUCGUUUUACCAGCUCUCAGUGGUCACGUCAGAGAUCAAAGAGGAAGAGGAGGAGCUGAAGAAGACAACCAAUUUUUUGAAGGCCAACAACGAGGAGAUCAGGAACCUGUCGCUGGAAAUCAACUCCAAGAUCAACGGCAUCCUUCAGGAACGUAUGCAGCUGCAGAGCAAAGUGGGGAGCCUAGAGGAGCGACUGAAGGGACUGUCCCAGAGCUUGGUCCCUUCUGACCAGCUUGGUGAGAUUGCAACCCUUAAGGAAGUGAUUGAUGCUCAAGAAAAAACAAUCACCAACCUUCUGAAUGCUGUGAGAGAGCAGCAUGAACAGCUUGACCACCAGAAAACUAAGAUAAAAAAUCUAGAGGAGAAGCUGAACUAUGACAAUUUUCAAGAUACAGUCGAUAAACCAAUGAAUCCAGAACUAGCACCUUCUGAUAUGUUUGAAUAUCUGAUGGGAAAUUCAACCGGUCUGGACAUAAAUGACCUCCCCACAGACUGCAGUGACCUGUUUAACAAAGGAGAGGCAAACAGUGGAAUCUAUGUUAUCAAGCCAAAUCAAUCUGAGCCGUUCAACGUGUACUGUGAAAUGGGCUCAGAUGGAGGUUCAACUGUCAUCCAGCGCAGGAUUGAUGGUUCAGUCGACUUUGACCAGACAUGGAACAAGUAUGAGAAAGGCUUUGGAGAUCUGGAAAAAGACUUCUGGUUGGGCCUGAAGAAGAUUCACAGUCUGACACAGCAGGGAGUUCACAUCUUACAUAUUGAUUUGGAAGACUGGAAGGAGGAAAAGCACUGGGCAGAAUACCGUUUCUUACUGGAGGGAUCCUCUACUGACUAUACAAUCCAUGUCAGCCACUUCUCUGGUGACCUAUCUGAUGCCAUGGCCAACAGCACUGGCAUGAGAUUCUCCACAAAAGACAGAAAUAAUCAAAACAACAGAAACUCCAACUGUGCCCGCAGUUACACAGGUGGUUGGUGGUACAAUGCCUGUGGAGAGACCAAUCUUAAUGGAAGGUAUAUGUGGUUACGAGCCAAAGGACGUUCAAUGAGAAGGAAGGGCAUUUACUGGAAGCCUGGCACAGGUCCCUCGUAUUCCCUCAAGACAACUAAGAUCACCAUACGACCAGCUCCUACUGCUGAAAGCUUCAACUGAAGCCAAAGAGUCAACAGUAAACGUGCUGCCAUUAAUGAACAAGCUCAGCAAAAAAUAUUCACAGAUGAUGAAAGUGAAUUAACACAGUCAUGAUUCACGUAUAUGACUACCAAUUCUAGUUUAUUUGCUGCAUUAAGCCAAUUGCUUCCCAGCCCAGUUUUGUCAGAGUCUGGUGCUGACCGAGCAAAAUAGGCCAAAAAUGUCACAAGUCGGAAAAUGCUGAACAUGCAAUGAUGCAACAUUGCCACUGUGCUAAAAAGGUCAUUAACCUAUUGGGUCUGAUCCAGUGGGGACGUUAGAACUGUCAUUAUGCAACAUCUGCUAUCACUUGCAAAAUGGACUUAUUGAUCCACAUCAGCAAACUGAUUCAGUGCUGGCUGAGAAACGUCACAGUGCUGCAGGAGACAGAAAACUAUGUGGAGACAUAAGGAAGCAAACCAAGAUUACUUUUGUGUAAAUGUUCUCAGUGAACUUUAAUGUAUUUACUGUAUCUAUGUCUGCUAGGCUAUUUAAAAUGCAUUUUAUCUUUGUGAUGGUAAACUGUUGCAUGUUUCGCUGGAGCUUCAGGCAUUCGGACAUGUUAUUACAUAAGGCAUGCAUUACAUAAGUCAGAGACUUGUAUAAACUUUUGUUUAUGAGACACACUGCUUCUCCAACAUCUCAAGAUAUGUCCAUACUGGUGAUACAGGCUGUAUGCACCACACAGCCUUUUAUAUUUUUCCCUGGUAAUGUAAGCAGACCAAAAUGGUACAAAAUACUGACAAUCCAUUAUGCACUGAUGAGGUUUUUGUUGUUUUUUUGUUCUGUUUUCUUUCUUUUUUUACUCAGUAAUGUAUUUAAAUCAGAUCCAUGUUACUUUAUCAUCUAUGCUGAUGUUGAUUAAAAAAAAACAAUUUCCUAUGUUAUUGAGUCAUAUUGACUCUUGUCCGUCAAUACAGCGCUACUGUAAUUGUGCCUCAUACUAACAUAUUUGCCCUACAGGUAGCUAUGUGCCCUUAUUAAUCAUAUAUUUAUGAAG
Messenger RNA from Cheilinus undulatus (humphead wrasse), 2533 nucleotides. RefSeq names its product angiopoietin-like 3 (gene angptl3). Lineage: Eukaryota; Metazoa; Chordata; Actinopteri; Labriformes; Labridae. Gene Ontology annotation, biological process: phospholipid catabolic process; phospholipid homeostasis; triglyceride homeostasis. The record is from RefSeq and is a predicted model, not a curated record. Bases 97 to 1515 code for a protein of 472 amino acids. The transcript has 7 exons.